GUCCAGUUCAGGGUUCCAGUGAGUGCAGACUGGAAGGAAACGCCACUCCACUGGGUGGCAUUUUUAGCGAUAAGAACAGAAGAAAGGUGACAGAGCUCGUCAGUUGAACUGCCCCAUAACUCAUCCAGAUCCUUAUUAAAGAAUGUCGAGGUUUCUAUAAGAACUAACGACACGAGCUCUUUUAAGUUUGCGGCCCGCAUUUUUCAACCGCGAAUCGUGCGCACGUAGAAGUGUUGGCUUCUUGUUGUGACACAAUACGCGCUGUGGUUUCUUCUUCUUUUACUGUAAGCGGCGGACGGGAAAUUCGGCGUUUCGUUUUUUUUUAAGCAGGUUACCUUCCUUUUCCCUUCAGGCUCCUCCCUCUCGGACUGGAACGCCUCUUCGGCCCCAGCGGAGCGGAGCCCAACACCGCUACGGCGUGCCGCGGAGAGUCGAGCUGCUCUGCAGAGCAAUGGGAGCCGAUUUAGGGACGACGCUUCUGUGUACCCUGAUGUUAUGUUCAGCUGUACUUGCCGCUGUGCCUGAACCACAAAAUGUGACCAUGCAUUCUGUUAACUUAGGGGCCAUUCUGGAAUGGGAGUCCCCCAACUUAGACGGGACGGUGACCUACACAGCUGAGGUGGCCAGGUCUUUCAACAAAGAAUACCUACCCAAGUGCAUACUGACCAACGAGACAAGAUGUGAUUUCACAGCCCUUAUAAACUCAUUUGAUCUCUUUGACUUUCGUGUGAAAUCUCAUUACAAAGGAGAGGAGUCGCCCUGGGUGUAUAUUCAGGAUUUUGAUGCCGAUAGAGACACAAAAGUUGGGCCUCCUUCUAACAUUUCAGUCCAAAGUAUUUUGGGAAAAAUUAAUGUAGACAUUUCAGAUCCAGUACUAAAACUAAAGGACAAGCAGUUAAGUGAGAUUUACUUUGGCAUCUCCUAUAAUGUGAUGUACUGGAAGAAGAAUGAAACAGGAAAGAUGAAGAAUGUAAAGAGCUCCAUCAGACAUGUGGUCCUUGAAGAGGUGGAUCGCUGGACCUUUUAUUGCAUUCAAGUUAACAUUGAAAUCCUUAAUAUUGGAAAGAUCGGCCAGACAAGUGAGCCAGUCUGCAUACACAACGACUCUCCUGCUCUCCUUGCCACUGUGCCUGAACCACAAAAUGUGACAAUGAAUUCUUUUAACUUUGGAGCUGUUCUGGAAUGGGAGUCCCCCAACUUAGACGGGCCAGUGACCUACACGGCCGAGGGGACCAAGGGGGCCAUGGGGACCAGGUCUUUAUUAGAAUAUCUACCCAUGUGCACAAUGAUCAACGAGACCAGAUGUGAUUUCACAGCCUUUAUAACGUCGUUCGGUGUGUUUGACUUCCGUGUGAGAUCUCACUACAAAGGAGAGGAGUCGCCCUGGGUGUAUUUGAAGGGUUUUGCUCCUGAUCGAGACACAAAAAUUGGGCCUCCAUCCAAUAUUUCAGGCCAAAGUAUUUUGGGAAAGAUUAAUGUAAACAUUUCAGAUCCAGUGUUGAAACUGAAUGACGUGACAUUAAGUGAUAUUUACAAUGGCAUUUUAUAUAAUGUGACAUAUUGGAAGAAAGAUGACAUGGGAAAGAUGAAUAAUGUGGAGAGCCCCACCACGCAUGUGGUUCUUGAAGAUGUGGAAGCCUGGGCUAUUUAUUGCAUUCAAGUUAACAUUGAAAUCCCUGCUAUGGCUAAGAUUGGCCAGACAAGUGAACCAGUCUGCUUUCAAAAUGACACUCCUGCUGCAGUUGACACUGUGCCAGUGCCACAAAAUGUGUUCCUGAAUUCUGUUAACUUUGAGGUUAUUCUGGAAUGGGAGCCCCCUGACUUAGCUGGGCAAGUGACGUACACAGCCGAGAUGGCCAGGUCUUUCAAUCAAGAGUAUCUACCUGUAUGCACAAUGAUCAACGACACAAAAUGUGAUUUCACAUCCUUUAUAAGUGCGUUUGGUAGCUUGAUAUUCCGUGUGAAAUCUCACUACAAAGAUGAAGAGUCUCCUUGGGUGUAUACAGAGGAUUUUACUGCAGAUAGAGACACAAUAAUUGGACCUCCUUCAAACAUUACAGCCCAAAGCGUUUUGGGAAAAAUAAUUCUAUACAUUUCAAAUCCAGUGGUAAAGUUGCAGAACAAGCAAUUAAGUGAUAUUUACAGUGACAUUUCGUAUAAUGUGAUGUAUUGGAAGAAAAAUGAAAAAGAAAAAAUGAAGAUUGUGAAGAGCCGCAUGACUCAUAUGGUACUUGAAGAUAUGGAUGCCUGGGCAAGUUAUUGCAUACAAGUUAAUGUUGAAGUCAGUGAUUUUGGAAAGAUCGGCCAGACAAGUCAACCAGUCUGCAUGCAGAAUGACACUCUUGGCCCAACGCCUCACUGGAUGAUUGCAGUUAUUCUCAUUGGUACCUUGAUUGCUGUGUUCUUUAUUUUGGUUGGUCUAUUUUUUGCUGUGACCUUCAUCUAUAAAAAGUUUACCUUCGUCUUUCCGUCAUGUAAAAUCCCGGAACAUUUUAAACAGAUGUUGACUGAUAAUUCCAAGGAGUAUGUGAUCUUUUCUGCCAGUGACACCUUAGACCCUGAGGUAUGCAGCACCAUCACCAUCGUCACAGCUGAAGACUCCUUUCUCCUCCAAGAAAAGACUCAGUAUGGAAAUGUACAUAUUUAAACAUUUUUAACUUGUAAAGACUUAGAAAGUGGAUGGAUCCGCGGCACACAGUGUGAAAUUCCUGCACUCUGGCAGCUGCCUGGCUGCACACCUUAACACACAUGUGAGUGAUGAUGAUGAUGAUGAUGAUCCUUGGGGCUAUUGUGUCAGGGAACUGAACGUUGUAAGUCAAAACCUCUGCCCCUGUUUUUGUCAGAUAUUUUAUUUUUUAUAAAAUGUUUCCUUUUCA
Erpetoichthys calabaricus (reedfish) is the source of this 2876-nucleotide messenger RNA. RefSeq names its product interferon alpha/beta receptor 1-like. The coding region runs from base 452 to 2647 and encodes 731 amino acids. The record is from RefSeq and is a predicted model, not a curated record. Lineage: Eukaryota; Metazoa; Chordata; Cladistia; Polypteriformes; Polypteridae. Gene Ontology annotation, molecular function: protein binding. The transcript has 15 exons.